AGUGGCUGCACUGGGAGUGUGGCGUAGCAGGUGUGGGUACGGAAAGUGGAGACGGAGAAAUACGGACGGCGAAGACGGCGGUACGGACAGAGGAGACGAGAAAUGGAGCCCAGGCAGCUCCAAGAGGAGGUUAUCCAGAUGAAAGAAGAGAUGGCACUUCUGAAGGAGGAAAUGACACAUCCUAAUCAAGAGUACAUCGCCCGUUUGGAUGGGGAACUGACCACACUGAAGAAAAACUGCGACUCACUGAGUGAACAGGUGGUCGGCCUGGGGGGAGAAGUGGCCACACUGAAGAAGGAGGUGACUACACUGAAGGAGGGCAACGCCACACUGAAGGGAGACAACGCCACACUGAAGGGAGACAACGCCACACUGAAGGGAGACAACGCCGCACUGAAGGGAGACAACACCACACUGCGUCAGGAGGUGGUCCAUCUACGUGAAGAGGUAGUCCGCCUGCGACAGGCUGUCCUCGAGGAGCGCACCACUCGCCAGGUCGUCGUGGAGGAGCUGCGGCAGGAGGUCCGCCGGCGAGCAGCGCCAUCCGACCGUUCACAGAUUGACGGCGAAGAGGUGGUCUCACUGAAGGCCGACACCUGUGACAAGUGUGACGCCACCACCAGUUGUGACGUCACCCCAACUACGGAGGAGAUGGGGGCCCUGUUUCACCGGUGAUAGCAGCAAGCUGCUAUCACGUUUCGCGAGCUGACGUCAUGUCGUGACGCCAUACUGUUGACGUAAUUGGUAGUCCCGGCGCACGAUUGCCGCGACCUUGGCGGCGGUAUUAAGUGACGUAUGAGCCUAAAAGUAAGAGUUUACGCAGUCAUGAUAGUAUAUUUAUUUUUGAUAUAUAUUUUUUCAAUAUGAUGUAUUCAAAAGAAGUUGGGUUUAGGAAAAAUUUGGACAUUAACUUCGAACAUUUAGCUGAUGACGUAAAACAAUAUUGCGGCAAUCGUGCGCCAGAAUUGCCCCUUACGUCAGCAGUAUGACGUCAUCACAUUACGUCAGCUCGCGCAAUUUGAUAGUAGCUUGCUGCUAUCACCGGUGAAACAGGGCCGGGGCCGGCGUCCGGUAAGCGUAGGCCGCCUGCGGCUCGCGAGGCCAACAUCUACCACCUGGACACCGAGCUGCUGAAGAUGGUGAUGAGCAAGAUGGACUGCUGGGACAUGUUCCGCGCCAGGCGGGUCUGCCAUCGCUGGCGGUCCGCCGUCGACGAUAUCGUCGGCGACUGUCGGCGGGAGCUAACCGAUCAGAAAACCCGCGGUGGAGAGGACCCGGCGCCGGCCACGAGCCUGGAGCUCGUAUUGAAGGCACAGGACCAGCCAAAGAUGACCGAACUGCAGGCGCCGACCGCUGAGACGGACACCGACCUCCGACUGGUCGCGGCCACCUGCCACGCCCUGGAAAAGGCCAACCUGCGCGGCUUCAAGCUGCGGGUCUCUGCCCUGCGCCGGCUGGCGCGUGCCAACGGCUCCAGUCUGCGUGAGCUAACGCUGCCGGCCGGCAUCAACGACUGGCAGCUGGAGGCGCUGCUGGAGCCGCUGAAGGCUCUGGAGCGGCUCGAUGUGAGCCCACCUGUGGACAGCUCCGGCAAGUGGCUGCGGCUGCUGCCCAAGUCGCUGAAGAGACUGGACAUCACUGGGUCGGGGAUGACGCGGGCACCUCUGACUUUCGUAAGAUGUCCGUCGGAGGGACUUGUGGUCGGUGUACAGCUGGCAACGGACAUACUCCUGGACCAGCUGGCUGCUCUGGCGGCCCACACAGUCACCAAGCUGUUCAUUCGUGAGUCACCGUCCGUGACACCGGAAGCGACGGGACGCCUCCUGACUGCCCUCACCAGCUUGACGGACGUCACUCUUGUUGUAUCAGGCGUCAUUUCCGAAACUGUGCCGUCCGCCCUUCACGGCUGUUCCCAGCUGGAUACGGUGCAGCUCAGUGACACCCGGCCCCUCACGGACAUCCCUGCCCUGACCCAGUCAGAGGUGGCAGCGGUCAGAAGGAUGGCAGUGACCUGCAGGAAACUAAAGAACCUGCACCUCACCUCCUCACUCGAAAACCGCCAGGCCGUCCUGACUGCCCUGCACGUGACAGACCUGGGAUAUGACGGUGGCCAGUCUCGCACAAUCACUCUCUAUGUCCCCAAGUCUAUAAAAGACGAGAUUGAAGAGCCCUCCGACAGUAGCAUCUGCGUGGCGUACUACAACGACAGCCACUAGCUCUGCUUCCCAGUGCUUCAUCUACUCCGGUGCCGGCGGCAGUGUCGGAACUCGACAACAGAUGGCAGCACCGUGUCCCGUCGACAGCGCUGUGCUGUACACACUACACAAUGCACGUCUAGACCUUCAUAUCCAGAAGUGCCUCGAGCCGCCCUGUCCCAUCGGGCCAGGUCCGUGGGUACUUUACCGCCGUGCCAGCCGGUUUGGGUUGAGUGGCCACCUGAAGGCUGGUCAUUUGAUUUAGGCACAGAUUGCACGUUUGUUGACACUGCUUUGAUAGAGGCAGUAGGUAUAUUCAGUAUCCGAGAUUUAUCACGCUCCGGGCCACUGUCCAGCCAUCGGUGAACCGAUGUCACCGUGCCAGAGGUACCGUCGUGGUGACGUCACGUGUGUUGUGACGUGACGUCACGCUGGCUCACACCACUGUGCUGGCUGUUGUGUUGUAGUUUCAGUUUAGACCAGAGAGAGGUUGGAGCUAGCUGUGAGGGUGUCCGGUCCAG
This is a messenger RNA of Amphibalanus amphitrite, 2716 nucleotides long. RefSeq lists its product as uncharacterized. The transcript has 9 exons. Bases 1137 to 2216 code for a protein of 359 amino acids. Gene Ontology annotation, molecular function: protein binding. Lineage: Eukaryota; Metazoa; Arthropoda; Thecostraca; Balanomorpha; Balanidae. The record is from RefSeq and is a predicted model, not a curated record.